GCUUCAGCGAUGGUAAAAUAUUGGCGUAAAUUGAAUAAAGGAGGAAUUCUGGAAGAACCGUUAGCACGCUAUUUGUGGAGAAAUGAACUUAAAAGUAGUGAAGAUGAUGACGACGUCGUUUUUAAAGACUUCAUCGAACUUAUGAAGGCAUUUGGACUUCUCUUUGAAAAGAUCAAGAAAGCAGCAUCAGAAGAUGGCCCUCGAGUAUUUGUCGUUCCAUCUCGAAUGAAGACCAAAGAUGAUGACAGAUUGGAAGUUAAGGAAGAUGAGAAGCAGACAGUAUCCAUCUAUGUGACGCCUAAAGACUUUCUUCCCGACGCGGUCUACGAUAUCUUGGUCGUAAGAUUUGUGAGUUUGAGUCAAGAGAAUGGUUGUUGUGAUGACCCAAAGUUGUUUCAGAAUCAGGCUAAAAUUCUAUUCGAUGAUAAGCAUUACCUAAGACUAGGUCGAAUAUCAAUUGAUAAUAAACGUUCUUUGAAG
Messenger RNA from Anneissia japonica, 480 nucleotides. RefSeq lists its product as uncharacterized. The transcript has 2 exons. The annotation marks the transcript as partial. The record is from RefSeq and is a predicted model, not a curated record. NCBI's taxonomy places the organism in Eukaryota, Metazoa, Echinodermata, Crinoidea, Comatulida, Comatulidae.